CACACUUUCUGGUUCUGCCGUCUGAGAUUCAUCAUGAAGACUCUUGUGUUUCUCCUCUUGCCUCUUUUCACUCUCAGUGAAGUUUUAAAUGACUUUACCAAAUGCGACCAGUACUUCUUGGACAACACUCCUCCUGCGUUCAAAGCACCGACGGGUGUCUCAGUCCAACACAUCUGCCAGUGUCUGUGGGAUGAAGAUGAUGUGCAAAAGUUUCUUUACGCCACUUUGUACAGCACAACCUGGAAGAUCCCCAUCUACUCUGCGUAUGUGUUUGGCAAAGAAUCAACUGGGAGAUGUGAUGUUUGGUACGUCGAACCACAGCUGGAUGGAGAGACAGAGCCAUGCAUGCAGCCUAAGGGCUAUAAUAAAAACAUUGGUCCUAAUCAGGCUGUGAAUAGGGAUUAUGUUGCUUCUCAAAAGGACAAAGGUCAUGUUUAUCCAGUGAUGCACACCUACAAUCAUCUGGCCAUGCUGGCCACCUCCACCCUGACCAACGCCGCUCCGCAGGACCCCAAAUUUAAUAAGGGCCAGUGGAAGGAACAUGAGGAAGCUGUGAUUAAAGACCUGCAAUCCUGUAAAGAGGCGUAUGUGGUGGCUGGUGUCGCUCCUGACACAAAUGCACCAAAAGUUAAUAAUAAAAUCACAGUGUCCGAGUUUUUCUGGAGAGCCACCUGCUGUCUAGACAACACUGAUGUCUACAUAGGGAAGGCCUACUUUGGACCGAACAACAACCAGCAAGUGGAGCAAAAGACUGUUCAAGACCUUGAGACCCUGCUCAAAAGCUAUUAUGAAAUAAAAAUAUUUCCAAGCGUACCAAGGACGUCCAAAACUACCAGGAGUGCAAAUCCAUGUAACUGAUCAUCUGCAUGCGCAUAAUAAAUCUGCACAGCAGUGAUCUGCAAGCUUCUGUCUAAUCAUAAGAUGAUCAUAUCCAUCUCCUGUCCUGUUUCUUGACACUCUUGAGAGACAUCAUGGAAACGUGAUUUGCUUUUGUUUAGAAAUACAGCCGAUACACAGUUGAAAUCAGAAUUAUUAGCCCUCCUCCAUAUUUACCGCCCAACUCAUUUCUAAUCAUACUAGUGUUAAUAACUCAUCUGUAAUAACUGAUUUCUCCUUAUCAUGAUGACAGCACAUAAUAUUAGACUAGAUAUUCUUCAAGACACUAGUAUUCAGCUUAAAGUGACAUUUAAAGGCUUCACUAGGGUAAUUAGGGUAAAGUUAGGGUAAUUAGGCAAGUCAUUGUAUAACAGUGGUUUAUUCUGGAGACAAUCCAAAACUAAUAUUGCUUAAAGGGGCUAAUAAUAUUCACCUUAAAACAACUAAGAACUGCUUUUAUUCUAGCCGAAAUAAAACAAGUAAGACUUUCUCCAGAAGAAAACAAUAUUAUAGGAAAUACCAUGAGAAAUUCCUGAAUCUGUUCAACAUCAUUUGGGGAAUAUUUGAAGAUGAACAGAAGACAAAACUCACAGGAGGGCGAAUAAUUCAACUGAGACUUUACCUGGAUGUAUUUCUAAUAUAUCAGUCUUCAAAUAUGCUUAGUUUAUAAUCAGUAAGCACAGAUGUAGAAUAUAUAUCUGCAGUCAUACAUCUGUGUUGUGUGAAAUUCAA
Messenger RNA from Danio aesculapii, 1608 nucleotides. RefSeq names its product endonuclease domain-containing 1 protein. The coding region runs from base 34 to 858 and encodes 274 amino acids. The record is from RefSeq and is a predicted model, not a curated record. Gene Ontology annotation, molecular function: metal ion binding; hydrolase activity; nucleic acid binding. The transcript has 2 exons. Lineage: Eukaryota; Metazoa; Chordata; Actinopteri; Cypriniformes; Danionidae.